AUGAGGGCUGAUGUGAGAAUGAGAUUGGUAGCACUUCCUGUUGGUCCUGUUGGUGUCAUUCAACUACAAAAAUUAAUAUAUACUGAAAAUUUAUUUAGUAGUUUUGAUGCCAAAAAAAAUAAGAUUUGGCAUUCUAAAAAUAAUCCUAAACUUAAAGAAAUAAUAUUAGAAGCAGGAUACUGGGACCUAACAACUUCUUCGCAUGACUUGCCAAAAGAAUGGCUAGUCAGUAAGGAAAAAAGCAAUAUUGCUGAAAUAAUGCAAAGGCAUAUUCCACUAUUAAUAUAUAAUAUAAAAACCACUGACGACUUUGAUAAUGAAGAACAUACAUUAGAAAAAGGUGGUUAUCCACUAAAUGAAUACAAAAAUAAUGGCCAUUUUAUAAACGAAAUGAGAGAAUUAAUCUGCAAAGAAAUGAGUGCUAUUGGAGUAAAUUUUGAUUUUUGGCAAAAUCAAAAAACAAAAUUGUGGAAAUUUAUCUCUUUAAUAGAUUCAGACAAAUUAAAAAUAAUUGAAAACUUUAACCUAAAUAUAAUACUACCACCAAAACGUGCUAAAAAAGUUCAAAAAGUCUGGUUAGGAUUUUGUGAACUCUACCAAAUGUUAA
Molecule: messenger RNA, 607 nt
Organism: Racocetra fulgida
Lineage: Eukaryota; Fungi; Glomeromycota; Glomeromycetes; Diversisporales; Gigasporaceae
Source: the annotation of a GenBank genome assembly